GUGUUUUCACUCUCUGUCGCUUCACUGUUCCGUGAGGAAGAUUCGAGUAAACGUUCGCAAUUUAUCUCAAUGCAAUUAGUAAAAACACACAGGUUAUAUUCAGAGUUUCAUAUAGCCUUUCUAGACGAUACACUUUUCAGAUUCUUACAUCCACCAUGUCAAAGGCAACCAAACGCAAGCACGUAGUCAAAGAAGUUCUGGGGGAUUAUGUCACACCCACAGAAGACCAACAAAUUAUGAGGGUCUUGGGUAGCAAUGGCAACAAUCUCCACGAAGCCGUGACUGAAAGUGGCGAGCAGUUUUUGCUCAGCAUGCCCACAAAGUUUCGCAAGAACAUCUGGAUCAAACGAGGAGACUUUGUCAUCGUUGAUCCCAUAAAAGAAGGAGGAAAAGUCAAGGGAGAAAUUACUUUCAUACUUUACAGGGACCACAUUCAGUAUCUGAGGAAACUCGGGAUCUGGCCAAAAGGAUUCCAGGAAUCUCACGCAUCUGCUGAGAGGAACGAGGGAACGCAGACAGAUAGGAGUGAAGAAAAAAAUGAGCAGGAAGAGGCGGAGUGUGACAGCGACUCUGAGAAUGACGACAGCGAUCUGUUUGUGAACACUAAUCGUGCUACUGUCCACUACAGCGAGAGUGAGGAAGAGACAGAUGAGGAUGAUGAUGAUGAAGAGGAUGAUAUAGAGGAUGCUUGUAAUGGGAAAGCAGAAGACAUUUUGUAGACGGACAGAAAAAAACCUAAUACAGGAGUGACCAAGAGCAGCUUUCUGUAAAAAACCUUGAGCUUAAAUACCUGGACAAACCACAUUGAUGCCUGAGACUGAAUUUCAAGGCUGUAAUUACUGUUAAUGACUACUCUCUGAUGACAUUCAGAAGGUAGCUAAGUGUUCUCAAACGUAAUUAUCAGAUUAUUUUUACUUUAAUAACUAUCCUCAAACUCAUUUUCCUCCUGGUGAAGGAAACUGAUUGUGUAUAAUGAUUUCUGUAAAUAUUGCAUUAUAAUAAACUUUGUUUUGUAUGCUUUGA
This is a messenger RNA of Paramisgurnus dabryanus, 1023 nucleotides long. RefSeq names its product eukaryotic translation initiation factor 1A domain containing (gene eif1ad). Gene Ontology annotation, biological process: translational initiation. Gene Ontology annotation, molecular function: translation initiation factor activity; RNA binding. The record is from RefSeq and is a predicted model, not a curated record. NCBI's taxonomy places the organism in Eukaryota, Metazoa, Chordata, Actinopteri, Cypriniformes, Cobitidae. Gene Ontology annotation, cellular component: nucleus.